UCACAAUUGAACUAAACAAUAGAAUAUGGGGGUGGCUUUUUGUGGUUUUUAGAAAAAAUUUACGAUUUGCUAAUUUAAUUAUAUUGAUGACAAUGUGCCAAGUGUAAAUAAACGUACGAAAUUAUGCAAUAACACUAAUUGCACAGCAGUAACAGCAGCAACAACAUCAACAACAACAGCAGCAGCAGCAAAAUGUCCGCAUCAUUCUGGAGCUUGUGUCUGGCAUUGUUGUUUCUGCUGGUGCUCGGCACACCGGCCAUAUCCUCGCGUGUCCUGGAGCUGAGCGAUCGCUUCAUCGAUGUACGCCACGAGGGCCAAUGGCUAGUCAUGUUCUAUGCCCCUUGGUGCGGCUAUUGCAAGAAAACGGAGCCGAUCUUUGCGCUCAUCGCGCAGGCUCUGCACGCGACCAACGUGCGUGUGGGCAGGCUGGAUUGCACCAAAUAUCCGGCGGCAGCCAGAGAAUUCAAGGUGCGCGGCUAUCCGACCAUCAUGUUCAUCAAGGGCAACAUGGAGUUCGUUUACAAUGGGGAUCGCAGCAAGGACGAGCUGGUCGACUAUGCGCUGCGCAUGUCCGGGCCGCCCGUGCAGCUGGUCACGCGCACGGAUAGCGUCGAUAUGCUGAAGGGUUCGCACACGAUCUUCUUUAUGUUUGUCGGGCCGCAGCAGGGCAUUGUGUGGGACACAUACUAUGCCGCCGCCGAGGGCUAUCAGGAGCACGGUUUCUUCUAUGCGACCAGCGAGGAUAUUGCCGCACAGCAUUUCGACUUUGAGCAAUUGCCCGCGGUGAUUGUCUACAAGGAGGAACAGCAUCAUUUCUAUCCGCACGGUCAUGUGGCGCACGAAAUGGAUCCGAACGAUGUCAAUGAAACCAUUUUCCAGUGGGUCAAUGUGGAGCGAUUUACGCUCUUUCCGAAGGUGACGCGUUUCAAUAUCCAUCAGCUGCUCAAGACCAAAAAGUUCUUGGUGCUCGCCGUCGUCACGGAGGACAAACUCAGCCAGAUAGCCACACAUGAGCUGGAGUUCCGUGACAUGGUUGAGGGCGUCAUACGCAAGCAUCGUCCGCGCUAUCAUGAUAAAUUCCAGUUCGGCUGGAUUGGCGAACCGUCGAUAGCACAUUCGAUUAUCUUGGACCAAUUGCCCACGCCCCAUUUGAUAGCGUUGAACUCGACGACGCAGCAUCAUUAUAUACCCGAGGACGAUCCGCUGCAGAUGACGCCGCAGGCUCUGCACCUGUUCCUCGAGUCCAUCAGCAAUGAGAGCGCCACAGUCUACGGCGGCGACACCUAUUUUGUGCGCUGCAAUCGGGCGCUCUUCGAGCUGAAGCGCUCCCUGCGCGAGAUGUGGCGCGGCAAUCCCGUGCUAAUGACCGUCAUCUUUGGCCUGCCGCUGGGCUUUCUAUCGCUGAUCAUGUACUCCAUUUUCUGUGGCGACUGUCUGGUCACCGAGGAGGAGCAGGACGAGGAUCACGAGAAGAAGGAGUAGAAAUUCAUUUCACUCUCGCGCGAUUCUCACAAUGUACUUUUCGUAAUGUACUUUUGCAUAUAGCCAAAAUCUAGUCUUAAUUUAAACGACAUAAACUACAUUUUGCUUUUA
This is a messenger RNA of Drosophila montana, 1593 nucleotides long. It is a transcript of the gene Tmx3, whose product is annotated as Thioredoxin-related transmembrane protein 3. Gene Ontology annotation, cellular component: endoplasmic reticulum. Gene Ontology annotation, biological process: peptidyl-cysteine oxidation. The record is from RefSeq and is a predicted model, not a curated record. NCBI's taxonomy places the organism in Eukaryota, Metazoa, Arthropoda, Insecta, Diptera, Drosophilidae. The coding region runs from base 193 to 1482 and encodes 429 amino acids. The transcript is spliced from 2 exons. Gene Ontology annotation, molecular function: protein disulfide isomerase activity.